Culex pipiens pallens (northern house mosquito) is the source of this 1119-nucleotide messenger RNA. RefSeq lists its product as uncharacterized. The transcript is spliced from 2 exons. NCBI's taxonomy places the organism in Eukaryota, Metazoa, Arthropoda, Insecta, Diptera, Culicidae. Bases 452 to 973 code for a protein of 173 amino acids. The record is from RefSeq and is a predicted model, not a curated record. Gene Ontology annotation, molecular function: nucleic acid binding.
AUGACGAUGUGGCAGAGCGGCGGGAUGGGUCACAGCACCCAGAACAAUCCCUGGAUGAAGCUGAUGGGGAUCGUGGCGAAGGAGCGGCGCCACGACAACACCCAGAGCCAGACCGGGUCGAACGAGCGGGCGCUGAACAUGCAAUCAACCAUUCAAAUUUGACUAAAAUUGGGUCGCAGAGCUCGAAUUUGAUGUUUGCCAAAGUGGAACGACGUUGCCGUGAUCACGAAGCGUGUCGUGGCCUCAGACAUGGCCAUGAUUUUCGACCCGUACGGGCUGAUCGGUCCUGUCGUCGUCCAAGCGAAAAUCUUCGUGCAGAAGCUGUGGCGCAUGGAACUGGAUUGGGACGCCGCUCUGCCAGAAGAUCUGCAGGAGUACUGGCGUGAAUACCGCAGAAAUUUAGCCGGUCUAGACAGCCUGUCGAUACCCCGCUGGAUUGGCACAGGUGCAGAUGACCAGAAUGUGCAGCUUCACGGGUUCUGCGACGCAGCGCCGAGCUCGCCCAGUGAAGUGCUUCGUUGCCAUCUUCGUCUGCCUGGUCACCAAGGCCGUUCACCUAGAACUAGCAGCAGACUUAACGACGCAGGCAUUUCUGGCGGCCCUCAAACGGUUCACUGCCCGGCGUGGCAAACCGAAGCUGGUCAUGUGCGACAACGCCAAGAACUUCGUCGGCGCAAGACGUGAGCUGAGCGAACUCGCCAAGCUGUUCCUAAGUCAGCAGUUCGAAGAGGAGAUCAUCCGCGAAACAGCGAACGACAGCAUCGAAUUCAAGUUCAUUCCCGCUCGCUCGCCGAACUUCGGCGGCCUCUGGGAGUCCGCGGUGAAGAGCUUCAAGUUGCUGUUCAAACGUACUAUCGGGCUGCACACCCUGCUGUACGACGAGUUCCGACUGUGCUGGUCCAGAUCGAAGCGAUCCUCAACUCGCGACCGCUCACGCCGCUCAGCAACGACCCCGCAGACUUCGAAGCGCUGACCCCAGGACACUUCCUGAUCCAGCGUCCACUCACUGCGAUUCCAGAACCAAACCUCGACCACAUUCCCGAGAACAGACUGUCGGCCUGGCAAACCGUCCAGCGGUACACGCAGCAGCUCUGGAAGAAGUGGUCCAACCUCUACCUG